CUCCUGACAACGAUAGCGCUCGCCACGAGCCCGAUCGCCCAUUUCGCAAUUUGCCAUUCACAACGAGGCCCGCAUGAGCACGAAGGAGUACUUCAAGACGUGGUACGUCAAGAACAAAGAGAAAGUGAUUGCACGUGUCAAGGUGUACAAUGCAAUGCACCGCGAAGCCCAAAACGCGCGCAUGCAGCAGUGGCGCGAGAAGAACCGCGCUAAAAUCGCCGCCUACCGCGAGAUCAACCGCGAACAACGCCGCCAGUACAAGCGCGACCACUACCGCCGCACCAAAGAAAAGCGCCUCCGGGAGGCCGCGGCGAAACACGCCAGUGCCGUCGACGCGGUCGGGACGUGCCCACGCAUGCAGCUUUCGUUUCUCUUGCAUCCAAUUCCACCGGCGACAUCAUCGCAACCGUUUGAAAUCGCGACCAUGCUGACCGCCCCAGCAACCGACUACGACGUGUACGUUGAAGUGUAGGCGCCAAGUUGGGUCGAUAACUUGUAACUUAAUUUUGAACUUUCCA
Aphanomyces invadans is the source of this 518-nucleotide messenger RNA. RefSeq lists its product as hypothetical. Bases 74 to 472 code for a protein of 132 amino acids. The record is from RefSeq and is a predicted model, not a curated record. The transcript has a single exon. Lineage: Eukaryota; Oomycota; Saprolegniomycetes; Saprolegniales; Verrucalvaceae.